Nothoprocta perdicaria is the source of this 852-nucleotide messenger RNA. RefSeq names its product WD repeat domain 54 (gene WDR54). Lineage: Eukaryota; Metazoa; Chordata; Aves; Tinamiformes; Tinamidae. The record is from RefSeq and is a predicted model, not a curated record. The transcript is spliced from 9 exons. Gene Ontology annotation, molecular function: protein binding. The coding region runs from base 1 to 819 and encodes 272 amino acids.
AUGUGCAGCAUGGCCUCCCGCGCCUCCUUCACCGCCGCCUGGUGCGUGCUGCCCGCCCGCGUGCUGCUCGUGCUCACCUCGCACAAGGGCAUCCAGAUGUACGAGUCAGACGGCUCCAUCAUGGUUUACUGGCACGCGCUGGAUGCCACCGAGCACCCAACAGCACAGGCCGUGUUUGCCCGGGGCAUCGCAGCCGCCAGCGGACGCUUCAUCUGCGUGGGGCUCUCCUCCGGGCUCGUGCUGGUCUUCGACAUCCCGCCCAAGGGCACCAACGUCACCGUGAGCGAGGUCCUGGCGGAGCACAGCGCCGCCGUCACCGACAUUGCAGCCGAGCUGGGCCACGCUCCGGACGGGGCCGGCGACCUGGUCAGCGCCGACGACUCCGGCGCCCUGUGCGUGUGGAGCUCCGGGGAGGAGUUUGCCCUGCGCCACAGAAUCCCUGCGCUGGGCUGCUCCUGCUCCUCCGUGAAGCUCUGGAACGGCAUCCUGGCCGCCGGCUACGGCAACGGGCAGAUCCGGCUGUACGAGGCGGCGAGCGGCGCCCUGCGCGCCCGCGUCGACGCCCACGCGCGCUGGAUCUACGCGCUGGACGUGGCGCCCGCCACGGGCAAGCUGCUCUCGGGCGCGGAGGACUCCUUCGUGCACGUGUGGCAGCUCGGCAGGAGCCCGGACACGGGCGACAUCGAGAUCGAGCACUGCCACGCGGAGUGCGUCCCCGACACGCAGGUGUGCGGCGCCCGCUUCUGCGACGCGCGCGGCGCCUCCUUCGCCGUCACCGGCUACGACCUGGCCGAGAUCGUCCGCUACAGCCGCGCGUAGGCUGCGGGCACGGGGCGCAGCGCCGGGCACGGG